AUGAGCCGCAGCGCGCUGCAGCAGGCGCUGCAGAACGAGCUGCUUACCUACGAGGUGAUCUGCCCGGGCGUCGGUUACAUCCAGUCUCGUGAUGAUCUUGGUGCAGCACGGGGUGAGGAGGAGCCAUGUGACUCCUACGCCUAUCGAGAGAGUUGGCGACUACACCCUAGUUCGCGCUGGGAGCAGCGGACGGAGAACUUCACUUGCGUCGGCAAGCUUGCGCGCUCGGAGUUCUCCAGGACGUCGUGCGACGUCAAGCCCCACCGCGUCGAAGCGUCAGCUGACUCACCUGCCAGAGCACUGUGUCACACCAUCUCGGAGCACGGCUGGAGCCUGCACGACGCCCUUGGUGGACGUGGCCCGUCGCCGCCAGAUGUGAUGCACCGCUUCCAGUGUGAACUCUGCGGCGAGGCGUCGCUUCGGGACCAGGCCAAGAACGCCGAGCUGGAGGCCGAGUUGCGCGCGCAGGAUUUGCAGCGCGAGCAGGAAUGGAAGAAGACGAACGAGGUACAGCAGAAGCGCAAGCGCCUCGAGAAGGAGGAAGCGCAGAAGAGGAGGCUCGCGCUCCUAUCAUCGCCACCGCAUGUGACCACCACUACCACAUGCAGGAGCGCGCAGGCCCUCGGGGGCAGCGGCACACAGGCAGACGAAGACGUGCGGCGCUUCAACCUGCUCAAGAUCGCAGAACUCAAGCGCGUCUGUGCGGUUAACCAGCUGCUGGUGUCCGGUUCGAAGCCACAGCUCGUCGAGCGUCUACUCGGUUGCAAGAUGCAUGGUCGAUUGGGCUCCAGAUGCCCACGCUGCGGGAACAGCAAGCUCGAGCUACUCUACGCACCCGACAGCGAUGAGGAGCCGCACGCCGUCCAGUGCAAGCACAUGAAGGGCAGGGGCCGGCCCUGCAGCUUCAGGAGGGAGUUCACAACGGCUACGAAGGCCAGCGUGCUUAGGGGAUGGCUAGUUGACAGCGCCGACGGCGACCUGCACAGGGUGGGAAUGGUGGUGCCGUAA
Emiliania huxleyi CCMP1516 is the source of this 1008-nucleotide messenger RNA. RefSeq lists its product as hypothetical. Lineage: Eukaryota; Haptophyta; Isochrysidales; Noelaerhabdaceae. The record is from RefSeq and is a predicted model, not a curated record. The transcript has 2 exons. The coding region runs from base 1 to 1008 and encodes 335 amino acids.